Papilio polytes (common Mormon) is the source of this 1671-nucleotide messenger RNA. RefSeq lists its product as uncharacterized. The transcript is spliced from 2 exons. The record is from RefSeq and is a predicted model, not a curated record. NCBI's taxonomy places the organism in Eukaryota, Metazoa, Arthropoda, Insecta, Lepidoptera, Papilionidae. The coding region runs from base 328 to 1044 and encodes 238 amino acids. Gene Ontology annotation, biological process: regulation of transcription by RNA polymerase II. Gene Ontology annotation, cellular component: nucleus; transcription regulator complex.
UAAUGAUUAAACAAUGUUAUUUUCAUUAAUAUUGGCAAUUUAUAUCACACACAACAAAAACAAUUUCAAAAUUACAAGCAACGAUUGAAACUGCAGACUGAUAAAUCGUCGUGACAUUUUAGACCGGGCGCACACUACCUACUCGAUUUUUAGUUGCGCAACUAAGCCGUUGAAUUCGUUGCGAAACAAUCGACAAUCGCUCACAGUUGUGCGAUUGUUUAGUCAAAAGUGUGCUCCACUCUAAUAGAAAUCGACCGACGACCGACGGGACUGCGACGUUGCCGUCCCGCGCAUUCCGUCCGCAGCCGUCGUGCUAAGAGUAGCGCCAUGUUGCCUUUCAACUACAAGUUAGAUCUCAAAUUAAUAGAACUCGUUAAAGAAAAUCCUGCGUUAUACGAUCCCAACAGUGCUAAAUACUUGGACUGCAAUGCUCGAGAAGUCGCUUGGCAAAAAAUCGGAGACAAAUUACAAAAACCCGCCGCGAAGUGUAAAGUUCGAUGGAACCAUAUAAGACUCGUGUUUCGACGCAUACUAAAGAAACCUGUCAGCGACUCGGAACCACCAAAAGUUUACAAGUAUGAGAAGCAACUUGCCUUUAUUAGACCUCUCUUUAAGGAUAUCACAGCACCAACAAUUGACUAUGAGUCGGACACAGACGUCAAAGAUGACACAGUUAACGAUCGUUAUGAUGACGAAUCGCGCAGCGAAAUAGAAGAUACUCCUCAAAAGAAGAUAAUAAAGAGAAGAAUACCUAAGCCGAUUACUAAAGCAAAGAUGAAGAGAUACGAAGAAGAAAAAAUGAGUGUUUCACCGAGUGAAGUAACUACGCCUGCUUGUGAUUUUGAUAGGUCUGAUCCUGUGGAUGCAUUUCUGUUGAGCGUCGGUGCUACCUUGAAAACGUUUUCGCCAUAUCAUUUGAAUAUUGCAAAGACUAAAAUAUUUAACGUCGUACAAGAACAUGACUUGCAACAGAUCUGGGAGAAAACACGCUCUGAUGAAUCUGUUCCCGAGACACCUCAAAAAUAUUUAGAUUACACGCAUUAACUCUAAGAUUUUAGUAAUGCGAAUAUUAUUGCAUUUUACUAUUUUGAUACUUUGUUGAACUUAGACGUAAGUGUAUUUAGUAGUCAAAUUUUAUUUAUAAGUUAAACGUUAAGUAAUAGAUGUUGAUUAAGAAACAUGGAUUGUAUAUGCGAUAUUAAUUAAAACCUAAUGUACUUUUAUGUCUGGCAGAUACUUUACUACUUAUGUUUGUUAUACACAAUUUAGUCUAUCAGUUCUCGCAUUUUAGAGUUAUUUAAAUAAAAAACAGGGUUUUUUAUUUUGAUCCAUAACGUACGAGAAUGAAUCUGGAUUUCAACUUCAGUGUGAGUAAAAAUCAAAAAAUUUGUUUACUAUUUUUUAUCCCUACUAAAUUGUUAAACUAAUCAUCCUUAUUUAGACAAACUACAGACAUACGGAACAGCACUUUUCGUCGUAAGUAAGAAAGAAACGCUUACGAAGCGACGUGUUACAGAUUCGUUUCAGUAUUCGGCCACAAGUCACCAAGAGCUAAGCGUGAAUUCAGUGGUAGUUUGUAAUUUAUCGCACGAUAGGCUGAUUAUUUAUAGGUCUAAUUAAUUAUCUACAACAAAUAUGAACAGUUGUUAAUAAAUAUAAAUUAUUCUUUUA